Ectocarpus sp. CCAP 1310/34 is the source of this 759-nucleotide messenger RNA. The record is from the annotation of a GenBank genome assembly. Lineage: Eukaryota; Phaeophyceae; Ectocarpales; Ectocarpaceae.
AUGGCUUCGAACGCCGCAGGGAGCCAACGCAAGUCCACUUGGUUCGUCAAAGUCAUCAACAGAGUGGUGCACGGUCUGGAGCGUGUGCUUGCGUAUCUGGACGAUGUCAUCUAUUUCGAUGAGGAACCUCUGGGGCACGUGCUCAACAGGAUAGGGUUCUUCAAACGGCUGCGACAGUACAACCUCAACCUGUCUCCGGGGAAGGCUCGCGUCGUCGCCACACACGCCAACUUCCUCGGUCACACCAUCUUUCCGGCCGGUCAACUUCGGAGCCUUCUUGGUGGACUCAGUUACUACCGGAUACUCGCCAAGAAUCUCGCCACCAAGGUGCGGCCUCUGAACUCUCUUCUCAAACAAGGCGUUCCCUUCAAGUGCACCCCGGGCAUUGUCGAGGAUGUCAAAACCUUGUUAAGCGAACUCGCUCGUCCCCCGAUUUUGGUCUUCCCGGAUUGGGCAGCGGUCGAGGACGACAGCCGUCCUCUCCGUUUGUGCUCCGACGAGUGUAUCAACGGCUCUGGCGCCUACUUGGAACAAGAACAAUACGAUGGCUCGGUGAGACCCAUUGUGUACAUCAGCCGCGCUACUCUUCCUGCGGAGCGUAACUGGACCGUUCUGGAUCUGGAGGCUGGUGGCAUUGUUUGGGGCAUCAAACGCCUUCGCGGAAAUCUGUGGUCGACCAAGUCCAUCAUCUAUUCGGACCACAAGGCCUUGGAGAGCAUUGGCAAGGUUGGGGAACACACCGCUAGGGUGCAACGAUGA